AUGAGCAAGCUCAACGCCAACGCCUUUGCCUUUGUCCCAGGCAAAUCCUUUGCUAUUCCUUCGACUCCUCAGCCCCAGGCUCAACCUCAGCCCCCACCCAUUGAGCGACCAGAGCAGACAGAGGCGCCCAAGCCCCCUCCAACCAUCUCCCUCAACAUUGGAGGCUCAAAGCCCACUCCACCCACGCCUGCUCAGACUCCCCCUCCAGCUCAGGUACAACCACAAAAGCCUGCAGAUGCACCAAAGCCCGCUGCCACUGUCAAGGCAGGCACUGGCAGCAGCUCAAAAACAUUCUCAACGGAGCGUGCCAAGACCGAUACCAAUGCUAUCGCACAAGAGGUCAAGGAAGCAGCCGAUAAAGCUGUUCUCGAGGAUCUCUAUGGAAGCCUCAAGGAACACUUGAACAUCGUCUUCAUCGGACAUGUCGAUGCCGGCAAGAGUACUUUUGGUGGGAACCUCUUGUACCUUACCGGUAUGGUCGACAAGCGUACACUGGAAAAGUACGAAAAAGAGGCCAAAGAAGCCGGCCGUGACUCCUGGUACCUUUCAUGGGCUCUCGACUCAACGCCUCAAGAACGUGCCAAGGGUAAAACUGUCGAAGUUGGCCGCGCGUAUUUCGAGACUGACAAGCGUCGAUACACUAUCCUCGAUGCUCCCGGACACAAGACCUUUGUUCCUUCCAUGAUCUCCGGUGCUGCCCAAGCAGAUGUUGCUAUCCUCGUUAUCUCUGCGCGAAAGGGUGAAUUCGAAACCGGUUUCGAGCGUGGAGGUCAAACCCGAGAGCACAUCAUGUUGGUCAAGACCGCUGGUGUAUCAAAGAUGAUCAUCGCUAUCAAUAAGAUGGACGACUCCACUGUCAACUGGGAGGAGUCCCGAUACAAAGAGAUCAAGGACAAGAUGACGCCCUUCGUCAAAGCCGCUGGCUUCAAUCCUAAAACUGAUGUCACUUGGAUCCCACUGUCAGCCUACACCGGUGCCAACUUGAAGGAACCUGUCCCCAAGUCCGUGUGCUCGUGGUACAGUGGCCCACCUUUCUUGGAACUUAUCGACAACAUGCCCAUGAUUGAGCGCAAGAUCAACGCUCCACUCAUGAUGCCCGUCUCCGAGAAGUACAAAGAUAUGGGCACCAUCGUUGUCGGCAAGAUCGAAUCCGGCCAUCUUUCCAAAGGUGAAAACCUCAUCCUCAUGCCCAACAAGGAUUCCGUCGAAGUUGCGGCCAUCUAUAAUGAAUUGGAAGAAGAAGUUGACCGAGCCCUCUGUGGAGACAACGUCCGAAUCCGAAUUCGCGGUGCCGACGAUGAAGACAUCAGCCCUGGAUUCGUACUCACCAGUCCCCUCAAGCCCAUCCACGCCGUUCGCCAAUUCGAGGCCCAGCUUGCCAUUCUGGAGCACAAGAGCAUCAUCUGCGCUGGCUACUCUGCUGUUAUGCAUAUUCACACUCUUUCAGAAGAGGUCACUUUGACGGCACUUUUGCAUUACUUUGACAAAGCCACUGGUCGCAAGUCGAAGAAGCCUCCGCAGUUUGCGAAGAAGGGUCAAAAGAUUGUUGCAUUGAUUGAGACCAGCGCGCCUGUUUGCGUGGAGAGAUUCGUUGAUUAUCCUCAACUGGGACGAUUCACUCUUCGAGACGAAGGCAAGACCGUCGCCAUCGGGAAAAUCACCAAGUUGGUUGAGACUUCGACGAUUGACGAGGUGGCGGAGGGCGUCUCUAACAUCUCUGUCAACGCUUAA
Molecule: messenger RNA, 1731 nt
Organism: Coprinopsis cinerea okayama7#130
Lineage: Eukaryota; Fungi; Basidiomycota; Agaricomycetes; Agaricales; Psathyrellaceae
Product: eukaryotic polypeptide chain release factor 3
Exons: 5
Coding region: 1-1731 (576 amino acids)
Biological process (GO): translation; translational termination; nuclear-transcribed mRNA catabolic process, deadenylation-dependent decay
Cellular component (GO): translation release factor complex
Molecular function (GO): GTPase activity; translation release factor activity; GTP binding
Source: RefSeq, a predicted model, not a curated record